GAAUCUCGGAUUUGGAGACCCCCAACCCCAGGUGACCUCGCCCCCAACGUCUUCUGCAAUGGCCAAUUCCUGAGAGAGGAGGCAGCCGAAGGUCUAGAUCGCUGGGUCUGGGUGCGAAGGGGGACAGAUGCCGUAAAUCCCGAGUUGGGGGCCAGGCCUCCUGAUCUGAAAGAGGGGGACGCUGGGGAGCUGGACUCCGGGGUCUGAGAGAGAAGGGCUUGAACAGGAGGGGCUGCGGAUCUGGAGGCGCGGGUCAGAGGGAGAAGGGGCUGGGCGCCACUGGUCUCUAGACGCCCUGGCUACGCCCCCCCUAGGGCCGGGCUUCCCAGGACCCAGCCCCUAUUUAUGGCUCGACCCCGGGGCCUUCCCGGACUUCGGAGGGCGGAGAGGCCCAGCGGUAGUGGCAGAGAGCAACAGAGGACUAACGCUCCAGGGCAAUGGCGACGCGCUAUGCCGGGAAGGUGGUCGUGGUGACAGGGGGCGCGCGCGGCAUCGGAGCCGGGAUCGUGAGAGCCUUUGUGCAAAGCGGCGCCCAGGUGGUGAUCUGCGACAAAAAUGAGCUGGGGGGCCAGGCCCUGCAGCAGGAGCUCCCCGGAACUGUCUUUCUCCGCUGUGACGUGACCCAGGAGGAGGACGUGAGGACACUUCUUUCUGAGACGGUCCACCGCUUUGGCCGCCUGGACUGUGUGGUCAACAACGCCGGCUACCACCCUCCUCCCCAGAGGCCUGAGGAGACCUCCGCCCAUGACUUCCGGCAGCUGCUGGAGCUGAACCUGCUGGGGACAUACACCUUGACCAAGCUUGCCCUCCCCCACCUGCGCAGGAGCCGGGGCAAUGUCAUCAACGUCUCCAGCCUGGUUGGGGCCAUUGGCCAGUCGCAGGCAGUCCCUUAUGUGGCCACCAAGGGGGCAGUAACCGCCAUGACCAAAGCCUUGGCCUUGGAUGAGAGUCAAUAUGGAGUCCGAGUCAACUGUAUCUCCCCAGGAAACAUCUGGACGCCCCUGUGGGAGGAGCUGGCAGGCUUAACACCAAACCCGGCGGCCACAGUCCGAGAGGGUGCACUGGCCCAGCCCCUGGGCCGCAUGGGCCAGCCAGCUGACGUGGGAGCCGCGGCUGUGUUCCUGGCCUCUGAAGCCAAUUUCUGCACAGGGAUUGAGCUGCUUGUGACUGGGGGUGCGGAGCUGGGGUAUGGGUGUAAAGCCCAUGGGAGCACCCCCGUGGAGGUCCCCACGAUUCCUUCCUGAUUUCCAUGGCCUCGGUCUCCAAAAUGCCUCUUCCAUCAUCUGCCUCUCGGGGGCUGCCUUCCCCUCGUCGCCGUCACCAAGCCUACUUACCCUUGUGCCACACCACCCUGCAGCGGUCCAUAAAAGCAAUUUGCAGCCACAAG
Condylura cristata (star-nosed mole) is the source of this 1387-nucleotide messenger RNA. It is a transcript of the gene HSD17B14, whose product is annotated as hydroxysteroid (17-beta) dehydrogenase 14. The transcript has 9 exons. The coding region runs from base 438 to 1244 and encodes 268 amino acids. Gene Ontology annotation, cellular component: cytosol. NCBI's taxonomy places the organism in Eukaryota, Metazoa, Chordata, Mammalia, Eulipotyphla, Talpidae. Gene Ontology annotation, biological process: steroid catabolic process. The record is from RefSeq and is a predicted model, not a curated record. Gene Ontology annotation, molecular function: estradiol 17-beta-dehydrogenase [NAD(P)+] activity.